ACUCUCGUUUUUUGAGGUUAUGUGUUAGUAAUGUUAAUUUUUUUCUAAACACAAUCAUGUCCGUAAGAAAAAGGACAGAUGCACCUCUUCCAGCAGAAGAAAGCGACCAGUUAGUCAUAAGACCCCUAGGCGCCGGCCAAGAAGUUGGCAGAUCCUGUAUUAUGCUAGAGUUUAAAGGCAAAAAGAUAAUGCUUGAUUGUGGUAUUCACCCUGGAUUGACAGGCAUGGACGCUCUACCCUUUGUAGAUUUGAUAGAGGCUGAUGAAAUCGAUUUGCUUUUGAUUACUCAUUUUCAUUUGGACCAUGUAGGGGCAUUGCCUUGGUUUCUUCUAAAGACUAGCUUUAAGGGGCGAUGUUUUAUGACACACGCCACCAAAGCGAUCUACAAGUGGCUACUCUCUGAUUAUAUUAAAGUGAGCAACAUCGCCACCGAACAGAUGUUAUACACAGAAGCGGACUUGGAGGCGAGCAUGGACAAAAUUGAGACUAUAAAUUUUCAUGAAGAAAAAGAAAUCAUGGGGGUCAAAUUUUGGGCUUACAAUGCUGGUCAUGUUUUGGGUGCCGCUAUGUUCAUGAUCGAAAUUGCGGGGGUCAAGGUUUUGUAUACUGGCGACUUUUCAAGACAAGAAGAUCGGCACUUGAUGGCUGCUGAAAUUCCUACAGUUCGACCUGACGUGUUAAUCACGGAAUCGACGUACGGGACGCAUAUCCAUGAAAACCGAGAAGAAAGAGAGACUAGGUUUACGAGUCUCGUUCAUGAUAUAGUCAAUAGGGGUGGUAGAUGUCUCAUUCCAGUUUUCGCAUUGGGCAGAGCACAAGAGUUGUUGCUAAUUUUAGAUGAAUACUGGAGUCAGCAUCCAGAGCUCCACGAUAUUCCCAUUUAUUACGCGUCAUCGUUGGCCAAAAAAUGUAUGGCCGUCUACCAGACCUACAUAAACGCGAUGAACGACAAAAUUCGACGGCAGAUUGCGAUAAACAAUCCUUUCGUAUUCAAACAUAUAUCCAAUUUAAAGGGCAUCGAUCACUUUGAAGACGUUGGCCCGUGCGUUAUCAUGGCUUCGCCCGGUAUGCUUCAAAGCGGUCUGUCACGCGAGUUGUUCGAGUCCUGGUGUUCGGACUCGAAAAACGGUGUGAUUAUCGCGGGGUACUGCGUCGAAGGGACCCUCGCGAAAACCAUAUUGUCCGAACCUGAAGAGAUAACUUCGAUGACGGGUCAAAAGUUGCCGCUGAAGAUGUCCGUGGACUACAUCUCGUUCUCGGCCCAUACCGACUAUCAACAGACCAGUGAGUUCAUCAAAAUACUCAAGCCACCGCAUGUGGUUCUAGUGCAUGGUGAGCAAAAUGAAAUGUCUCGCCUGAAGGCCGCGCUACAGCGUGAGUUCGAAGAGGACCCCAACAUGAACAUCCAGCUGCACAACCCUCGAAAUACCCACACCGUCGAGCUGUACUUUCGAGGAGAGAAGACCGCUAAAGUGAUGGGGUCGUUGGCCGUCGAGGAACCAAAACCGGGCAAAAUCAUAGACGGAGUGCUGGUCAAACGCAACUUCAACUAUCAUAUUUUAUCCACUGAGGAUUUGCCAAAGUAUACGGAUCUCAGCCUAAGCGAGAUCACUCAGAGACAGAGCCUGCACUAUUCCGGCCAUCCCGGUGUGCUACGUCACCUUUUGUCUCAGGUGUGCGGUCUGAUGGAGACUCUGGAAGGUGAUAAAAAGAUGCGAGCGUUCCAAGCGGUCGAAAUCACCAUCGAACCGAAAAUGGUGAUAUUGGAGUGGCUCGCUAACCCGAUCAACGACAUGUACGCGGACGCGAUCGUAGCCGCCAUUUUGCAGGCGGACUUGUUGGACAAUCCGCCCAAAAACAUGUCGACCAGCGUCAAAGUUGACCGGAUGCACUUCAAGGAAUGUCUGAUUGAAAUGUUGCAAGACAUGUUCGGAGAAGACUGCGUGCCGAAAAUUUUCAAGGGCGAGAAACUUUACGUAACGGUGAACGACAAUAGGGCCGACAUCGAUUUAUCAAACUUGGACGUAAAGUGCGCCACAGACGAAACGUUCCAGCAGAUCGUUCAGACGGCCGUGUCGAAGCUCUAUCAGAGCUUGGCUCCGCCCCAAUUACCAAACUAGGCGGUUUCGAAUAAAUUUUUUAACGAAAAACGUUUUGUUUUUGACAUCCAUAC
Molecule: messenger RNA, 2173 nt
Organism: Cylas formicarius (sweet potato weevil)
Lineage: Eukaryota; Metazoa; Arthropoda; Insecta; Coleoptera; Brentidae
Gene: Cpsf73
Product: cleavage and polyadenylation specificity factor 73
Exons: 13
Coding region: 57-2120 (687 amino acids)
Biological process (GO): mRNA 3'-end processing by stem-loop binding and cleavage
Cellular component (GO): mRNA cleavage and polyadenylation specificity factor complex
Molecular function (GO): RNA binding; 5'-3' exonuclease activity; RNA endonuclease activity
Source: RefSeq, a predicted model, not a curated record